Messenger RNA from Hemicordylus capensis (graceful crag lizard), 4383 nucleotides. RefSeq names its product cAMP responsive element binding protein 3 (gene CREB3). Gene Ontology annotation, cellular component: nucleus. Gene Ontology annotation, biological process: regulation of transcription by RNA polymerase II. Gene Ontology annotation, molecular function: DNA-binding transcription factor activity, RNA polymerase II-specific; RNA polymerase II cis-regulatory region sequence-specific DNA binding. The coding region runs from base 1 to 2037 and encodes 678 amino acids. The record is from RefSeq and is a predicted model, not a curated record. Lineage: Eukaryota; Metazoa; Chordata; Lepidosauria; Squamata; Cordylidae. The transcript has 11 exons.
AUGGAACAGCCUCCCCGGGGAGCCGCCCAGAGAACCAGUUGUGAGCGACCUGUCACCCGGUGCUGGAGAACCCGUAUUUCCAGUGCUGUAGGGGGGCCAGAGGGAGCGACUUCGUCUCCUCUUUCCGAAGGGCGAAAUCCCACGCAAGCCACGAAGCGGGCGGUAGGGAGGGAAUCCGGCCUGCAGCCCUGCGGGGGCCAGGCCGGGCGAGGGGCGACUCAGGCGCCGCCGCCGCCGCUGCCCCUGCGGAGCCCACCCGGUCCCGGCCAGGUCUCAGGGCUGCUGCGGAGGCCGAGCGAGCAGCCCGUGGGACUGCCCCGCCCUGACGCAGGAGGCCACGCCCCACCUGCCGCGGCAGAGGGGAUUUCCCGGGUCGAGCGACAGGCGUCGAAGCCAACGGGGCGUCUCCCUGGGCCGCUACGCCAGUCAGGGAGCUGGAGAGGCGGGUCCACGUCGUUUCCGGGGUUCAGCUACGUCAGCUUUGCUGUGUUGGAAGUUCGGGCGGGCGGCGGCGGCACAACAGGGGGCGGCGAAGGCGGGGGCGCGGUGCAAGCAGCCGGCCUCGAUCUCCUAGGCAGGAGGACAGCCAGCCUUGUCUCUUCGCAGAGGGGUGACGCUGCUCUCCCUCCCUCUGGCCAGCAGAUGCUCUGCCCCGAGGAGAUGACCGCCCUGGCAGAAGAGGAGGACCUGCUGGACUUCCUCCUGGAUGAGACCCCAGCAGCAGGAGCAGCAGAUCAUCUCCUGGGCAAGGGGGACUCCCUGCUGGAGGACUGGGGCCUUCUGGGGCCUUCUCAGGUCUUGGGGGAGGAGGAGGUGGAGCAGUUCCUCGCCUGUCUCCUGAGCCCCUUUGUGGACGAGGCCAGUCACUGGCUGAGCCCCUCCCCGCCUCCCAGCAGCCUUUCCGAGGGGGGGCAGGGCUCCGCCUGCAGCCCCCCCAGCAGCUGGGACACAGCCUCCCCUGGCAGCCCACCCCCUGCUGGGAGCGUCCAGUCGGAUCACAACUACUCCUCCUCCUCCUUGCAUCAUCGAGAGCAGCAGCCCGAAGGCCCCCCCGUGGUGCUGGAGAGAGCACCCUCCCAGGAGAUGGGCGAGGGGGACGUGGCCAUUGACCUGGAGAUGUGGGGCGAGAUAGCAACCCCCGAGGAUUCCAGCUCCAGCCUCCCUGUCACAGUUUCCAUUGAACAGCCCUUGCCAGGAUUGGACCUGCAGUUGGAUUUCCCUCCGCUGAUCCUGACCGAGGAGGAGAAGCAGCUGUUGGAGAAAGAGGGCCUCUCCAUGCCCUCCCACCUGCCCCUCACCAAGGCGGAGGAGAGGGUCCUGAAGAGGGUCCGGCGGAAGAUCCGCAACAAGCAGUCGGCCCAGGACAGUCGCCGCCGGAAGAAGGUCUACGUGGACAGCCUGGAGAGCAGGGUGGUCGCCUGCACAGCCCAGAACCAGCAGCUCCAGAAGACGGUGCAGCUGUUGCAGACGCAGAAUCUGUCGCUGCUGGAGCAGCUGCGGAGGUUGCAGGCACGGGUCCAGCAGGCGUCCACCAAGACCACCACAGCCGGCACCUGCGCCAUGGUGCUGCUCCUGUCCUUCUGCCUGCUCCUCUCGCCCAGCUUCUCUCCCUUUGCCAGCCAGGAGCAGCAGCGAGAGCUCCAGGGAGUCCUCUCCCGGAAGCUGCGCCAGUUCCCCAGCGACAGCGGUGGCCGGCCCGUGGCUGAAGGCUUCCGGCUUGCAGACAGGGGGCCCCUGCGGCAGCUCCUGGAGAAGGCCGUGUCCCGCGAAGGCCUGCCGCCCGCAGGGAGCCUCAACCAGUCUCUGCAGGGCCCCCAGCGCCCCCCUGAGGCCCAGCCUGCCUCUGGCCCCGCCAGGAGCAGCAACUCCUCCUCGGAUCCCUCCGCGCUGCCCACGGGGCUUCCCCCUGCAGAGCACUGGCCCCCAGCGCGGGACGUGGCUCUCCCGCCUGCCUCUCCUGUGGCCCAGCAGAAGCCGAGCUGGGGGGGCCCCACCACAAGCGUGGUCAUUCCGCCGCGCCACUCCGAUGAGAUGUGAAGCCGUUGGGCCCGGCAAGCUGCAGGGCCCCCUUCCCUCUUUCCUCCCUCCUCUUCCUCCCCCUUUCCUCCUCUUCCUCCCCCUCUUCCUCCUCUUCCUCCCCCUUUCCUCCUCCCUCCCUCCCCCUUCCCUCCUCCCUCCCUCCUCUUCCUCCCUUCCUCCCCCUUCCCUCCUCUUCCUCCCCCUUCCCUCCUCUUCCUCCCCCUUCCCUCCUCUUCCUCCCCCUUCCCUCCUCUUCCUCCCCCUUCCCUCCUCUUCCUCCCCCUUCCCUCCUCUUCCUCCCCCUUCCAGCUUCAGGCAGGGCAGCACAAGGAGGGGAACCAGCAGCUUUCCCUGGGGUGGUGGGAGCCCCGCACCUGGGCAGGCCCCCCCCCCCCAGCAUGCAGCCCAGUGAGCUGUGGCAGGGCCCGUCUCUGGCCCACUGCACGCAGGUGCCAGGGGGCAGCAGAGGGGCCUGCCAGACCCUGGAGUGUCCUUGUCCAUUGGGGCUCGUGGCCCUCUUCCUCCCCACCUCUCGGGGCCUCUUGCUGUGUGUCUCUGCCUCUGCUUGACAACUGGCAAACCACAGUUGCGGUGCCCACCAGACUAGGGCAGAAAGGAAAGGACUCCUGCUCUGCUCUGCAGAGGGUCCCUGCGCCCCAGAGCAGAUCUCCCUCCCCCUGCCACGGAGAUCCUUGGCGCAGACCCUCUGGCUCCUGCACACUCCUGAGUCCCAGCCCCAUCCGCAUGCACCCCGCGAGCGUCUUAUUUCAUUGCCUAGACCCUUCUUGUAUGUUCAGGAGCUUCGAGAUGUCCCUGAACAUCCUGAUGUUGGUGCCCAGGAGGCAGGGUCUCCUUUCUCUUCCCCUGGGAGAAGAGUUGGUGCCUCUGGCCCUGCUGGCCAGGGAACAGAGGCUGCUCUCCUAGAGAUGGGGGCAGAAAAGGAAGUGGGGGGUGGGGGUGGGUGGGGGUGCUGGUUAAGAACAUAAGGACAGCCCUGCUGGAUCAGGCCCAUCCAGCCCAGCAUCCUGUUUCCCACAGAGGCCCACCAGAUGCCUCCAAGAAGCCCACUGGCAAGAGGGGAGGGCAUGCCGUGCCUCCUGCUGCUGCUCCCCUGCAGCUGGGAUGGAGAGGCAUCUUGCUUCUGAGACUGGAGGGGGCCCACAGCCACCAGACUAGUAGCCAUUGACUUAAAAACAGUUUUAUUCAAAGCAGUAGGUUUUUGGAAAAUUUAGUACAAAGAAAAUAUCAGCCGUAUAAGUAUAAAGGAACAAAUAAAAUGGGAGUAUUUAGUCUAACCUGCACCGAAUACUGUAUCUUAACCUGGUGUCCUCCUGAGGAGUUCUCUUACAAUCAGCUUCUGCAGCGAGCCUGGCUUUCUCCCUUCCUCAACCCCAGGCCUUGCUUUUUCUCUCCCCUACUGGUGGAGUCAAUUCCAGCCUGUUCCUUCAACUGCUUUGAGGGUGAUUCAGGUCUCAAGAGUUCUCAGCUCUGUUUUCAGCAGCUCUUCUCAACUCACCUGGCUCUCCAAGACUACCUCAACUGCCCAAAUCCAUCCCUUUUUUGUACAUGUGACUCCACCCACUUUUUUUGGAGGGGGGCGGAUUCUCAAAUCUGAACUAACAAAAACCAAACUAGUUUAACAAAAACUUUGAACUGUUGACCUUAGAACACGAGCUGUUAGAACACACAGUGGGGUUUUAGAACAUAAGCAACAAUUCAUAAUGUUAAAAAUCCACAAAAUGGAAUAUUAACCUUAAUCCUUCACACGGGGAAAGGGUCCCCGAGGAAUUCCAGACAAAGCAAUAGUUACAGGAUCUGGCUGCUGUGGCUCAUGGCUUGGUGGCCUCUCUGCUGGGCUCCUGCUGCAAAGAGCUUUCUUGCCACAGGGCUGCCUCUGAAGAGUAUGCAGAACUCUGAAGAUCUGGUGGGGCGCGGCACCCCCUCUCCGAGCAUCUCCCUGCUUGCUGGGAUGUGCCUGGGCACCCCCACUUGGCACCCCAGUCUUGCCUUUGAGGGUGCAACAGGGAGUUGAGCCUGGUCUCCAAAGCAGCAUCUCCCGAUCCCCUGGAGAAGCCCUAUGACUUCCACCGUCUAAGGCGGGGCCCUUGGAAGGAGGGCCUUUCCCCUGGAACUCCUUCCUGAAGAAGUCUGGGCUGGCCAGUUCCCUGCCCUGGUUGGAACCUUCCCUCGGAGUCUGGCCCUGAAAUAGAGGACUGCCUGCUGCUUGGCGUUGAUUCGGUGUCUGUUGGCUGUAUUGCACUUGCUUGCGUCUGUUUUGUGCUUGUAAACUGCUUUGGGGGGCCAUAAUUUUUGGCUCAGAAGUGGAAUGUGAAUGUCGAUAAUAAAGAGCUAGCAUGAAUUGUG